Messenger RNA from Dimorphilus gyrociliatus, 1622 nucleotides. The record is from the annotation of a GenBank genome assembly. NCBI's taxonomy places the organism in Eukaryota, Metazoa, Annelida, Polychaeta, Dinophilidae.
AAUUGGAAUCAUAUUCGAUUUUUAUUUUCAUCCUUAGUGUCAUUCUGAAAAGAUUAUAAAAAAAGACCUGAACGAUUUGCUAUUAGUCAUUUAAAAUUUUUCUUAGAUCAUAUAGUUAGGGAUAUAUUCAUGGUUUUAUAAGAAUGUUUCGUCUACUUCGGAAAUGCUUAACGACAACACGACGCUUUUGCACAGAUACAUCCUCUUUUAUGGUUAGAGAACCAAAGAUAUGCACAGUUGUUCAAUCGUUAAAUGAAAACCCUCCUACAGAAGACGUUGUUGUUAGGGGAUGGAUCUCUUCAAUAAGAAAGCACAAGAAUGUCACCUUUCUCCAUUUACAAGAUGGAACAACAACCGAUGACCUGCAGAUAGUCGCCUUAGACGAUCUUCCGAUUCCCAACUUAACGUAUGGAAGUAGUGUUGAGGCAAAAGGUCGUUUAGUUAGGAGUCCUUAUGACAAGCAAGAGGUUGAAUUAAGCGUUGAAGAAGUAAAAGUUUUGGGUUCUUGCGAUCCAGAGGCCUAUCCAUUCAAAUCAAAGAAAAUGCAUGAUAUUGAAUAUAGAAGGCAAUUUCAACACUUAAGACCUAGAAAUAAAUUUGAUGGUACUGUUCUGAGACUUCGCCACGAAGCUAGUCGAGAUUUAAGAUCCUAUUUAACGGAUGAGGGAUUUUACGAAGUGCAUACACCAAUUAUGACAACGAAUGAUUGCGAAGGUGCUGGAUAUGUUUUUAAAGCUGUAGCUCAUGAAAAUAAAGAAUUUUUUGAUAAGCCGUCAUUUUUAACCGUAUCUGCCCAAUUUCACCUUGAAGCUCUUUCGCACGCUAUACCAAAAGUUUUUACUUUUGGUCCUAUUUUAAGAGCGGACCAUAGUAAGACUCGCCAUCACUUGUCAGAGUUUUAUAUGCUCGAAAUUGAGAUGGCAUUUUGUGAUGACCUUCACGAAGUAACAGAUCUUGUGGACGCCUUACUAAGCGAAACGGUUGAUAACUUGAUUGAUAAGCAUGAAAAGGAUUUGAAAUAUUUAUGGAAACAUAGCGAAGUCGAGGAUUUAAUGAAAACUGUCGAUGCAAUUGCAAAAGAGAGCUAUCAGGGCAUGACGUAUACAGAAGCUGUCGAAAUCUUACAGAAGCAUAGAAAACAGUUUGAUUACGUCCCAAAAUGGGGAGAAGAUUUUGGAAAGGAACACGAAAGGUUCCUAGUAAGCCAUUGUAAUCAAUGUCCCGUAUUUGUUGAAGAAUAUCCUAUCGCUUUGAAACCAUUCUACAUGAAAAGAAACGUCGAUGGUAAGACCGUAAAGAAUGUUGAUCUUCUUUAUCCGCAUGUGGGUGAAGUAUGUGGCGGAAGCGUUAGAGAAGAUAACAUUGAUAAUUUAAAGAGAAACAUGGAAGAAAGUGGUAUUAAGAAUAUUGAAGCCUUUGAAUGGUACUUGGAUCUGCGAAGAUUCGGUUCAGUUCCACAUUGUGGAUUGGGAAUAGGUUUCGAUCGUUUCCUGCAAGCCCUAACUGGAAUAAAGAAUAUAAAAGAUAUUGUGCCAUUUCCCAGAUCUUAUGACAAUAGUAUAACUAUGUAGGUAUAUAAAAUACAUAUAUAUAUAAAUGUAUACAGUAUAUAUAUAUAUAUA